CAGAAUUCGGAAGGUAUUUGUUUUGCCUCCAAUCAUUUUAAAGCCAUUUUGACGACUAAAUACAAAGACUCGUAUCAAGAAUGAGCCAACCACCAUCAAAAUUCGUAGACGACCAACACUUCUGUGUUCUUACCCAGUUCGCUCUAGCAACGACUGCGGUAGUUUUAUCUGCCCUUUCGGUGAAUGUUCCGCACGAUGGGAGCUCGGAUGUCCCAUAUUUCAUAUGUGGAUUCAUUCUUGCAGCAUUGCAUGCCUUGAUGAUCAUAUUGAGGAUUGUUGUGUUGACGAGUCUUGGUCGGAAAGGUGUGCCUACAAAAAAGAAAAUACUCGAUACGUUUCUGGAGGUCAGAUGCGUUGAUUUGCUAUGGAAGGUGUUUUGCAGUCAUGGCUUUGCUUGGGGAAUAACAGGCGUAGUACUUUGUGCACUCGGGGGUGUUUCGUGUGAUAAAGAAAAGAAUAAAGAGGGUGAAGAGUUGUCUGGCGCCAACGCUACUUCGUCAUGUUAUUAUGACAUAUAUAAAGAAAAGGGAGACCAGUAUAAAGGACUCGCAAUUGGUCUGUUGGUUGUACAUGUUUUCUCCUCUGUCUGGUUCUUCUUCUCGUUCUUCACCUACUCCCACUAUGCCAAAGAGUUAGUCGAUCCCAAACCUCAACCGCAACCCAAGCCGCAACCCAAGCCUGCCGCUGAUGCUAACCCCGCUCCGAAACCUAAACAACCUGCUGGCUCAGACAGUACAAAAAAAGCUGGACUGGAACAACUUAGUGCAAAAAAAGCAGACCUAGAGCAACUUGAAAGACGUCUAAAUGACAGAGAACAAGCUAUACAGCAGAGGGAAUUGGGGCUGAAUGAGAGGGAAAAUGCUCUAUGGACCGUUCAUCUGAACAACAUCCAGGGAGGGCCACCGCCUCCGCCAAGAUAUGAGCAGCUGGCGAUCGUGGAAGAGUGAAC
Mya arenaria is the source of this 949-nucleotide messenger RNA. RefSeq lists its product as uncharacterized. The coding region runs from base 81 to 947 and encodes 288 amino acids. The transcript has 4 exons. NCBI's taxonomy places the organism in Eukaryota, Metazoa, Mollusca, Bivalvia, Myida, Myidae. The record is from RefSeq and is a predicted model, not a curated record.